AUGAACACGUCUCAAUUAAAUCCUUCCAUCGUUCUAACAGAGUACUUUGUCGAUCAAGAAAAAUAUAUCUAUUUAAUUAUGCUACACAUAUACGUAGAAUUAUGUGCUGGAACGACUAUAAUGUUAGGAAUAGGUACAAUGCUUAUUGCAUAUCUUGAACAUACCUGUGGAAUAUUUAGAAUUGCUAGUUAUCGUAUCGAGCAUGCAGUUAAUAUCAAUACUUUACAAAAUAUUACAAUAAAAAACAAGAUUUUGAUGACCAAGAGCAUAACUUGUGCCGUAGACAUUCAUCGUCAAGCAAUGAAAUUGUCCAAGCAUUUAUUGUCCACAUUCGAGAUAAUGAUAUUUUGUUUCACGGGAUGUGUAGUAGCUUGCUUUAGCCUCAAUCUGUUUCAAGUAAGUUUUCGAUUUGGUGUAACAAUUUAUGAGAGUUUUAUCGAAAUUACAUAUUAA
This is a messenger RNA of Wasmannia auropunctata (little fire ant), 453 nucleotides long. RefSeq lists its product as uncharacterized. The record is from RefSeq and is a predicted model, not a curated record. Lineage: Eukaryota; Metazoa; Arthropoda; Insecta; Hymenoptera; Formicidae. The coding region runs from base 1 to 453 and encodes 150 amino acids. The transcript is spliced from 3 exons.